CCAGUGGGGCAGAGAGGGCCGGGCCGCGCUGGCCGCUCGCCCGCGUCGCUCCCUGUGCCUGUGCGGGGACCUAAUAAAGCUAUUUUGAAAGUGACCCCUCGGCCAGAGCGCGGGGAGGGAGCAGCGAGCCGGGCGCAGCUGUCCGGAAUCAUGACUGAAGAUGACGGAUUCCGUGGUGGUGGAGGGUCACGUCAAGUUGAGAGACGGAAAAAAGUGGAAGAGUAGGUGGCUGGUGCUGCGCAAGCCCUCCCCGGUGGCAGACUGUUUGCUCAUGCUGGUAUACAAGGAUAAAUCUGAACGAGCAAAAGGGCAUAAGGAGAGGAGCAGCAUGACCUUAGAAGACAUCUGUGGCUUGGAUCCUGGGCUCUCCUAUGAGGGCUUGAAUCACACGCUUGCAAUCAUCUGUCUCUCUCAAGUUGUGAUGCUGGGAUUUGAGAACAAGGAAACAAUGUAUGCGUGGGAUGUACGAAUCCGCUACAGUUUAGGGGAAGGGGCUGGUGUUUUUUUCCUUUCUUGUGCUGAAGGAGAGCAGAUCAGCUUUCUGUUCGACUGUAUCGUCCGUGGCAUCUCCCCGACGAAAGGCCCUUUUGGUUUGCGUCCAGUCCUACCAGAUCCAAGUACAAAUCCAGCUUAUUCAGAAGAAAGAUUGGCUCAUGAAGCUUCGCAAUUAGAAAAGCGCUUGAGCUUGCUGUCCCAUACAAGUCGCCAGGGCAGUGGAGGAGAUGAUAGAAGUCUUUCAAGCUCAUCUUCAGAUACCAGCCACUCAGAUGUUAGUGUUGGGAGCAGACUGACAAUUUGGCCUGAACAGUCUUCAGCCAGCACUUCUCAAGAGAGUCACGGACUGGCAGCUGCAAAGGGCAUUCAUCUUGGGGAAGAAAAGACCCUUCCAGAAGGGGCACGUGGCACCACUAAACCACCUCCCAAGCCCCUCCGAUCCAGACAGCUGCAGGAAAUAGGUCGUCAGAGUUCAUCCGACAGUGGAAUAGCUACUGGUAGUCACUCUUCUUACUCUGGAAGCUUCUCUUCCUAUGCUGGGAGCUUGGACAUUUGCCAUGGUGAUGAGUUUGGAUCAUUGCUGAGCUUGCCAUUGAACUUUCCUUCAGAUCAGAAUUUAUGUACUUGUCCUCACAGUGAGCCCCAGAGAGGUGCAGGAUCAGAGUAUCAGGUUCCCAGCUCUCUCAGACAUAUUUAUGAUAUACCCAGGAGUUUGUUACAGGCAGCUUCUAAAGAUGUGCAACCGAAGCGUGCAGAUUCAUUGCUACCCAAGGACCAGGCCCUGUCACUUCAAGGUGCUAGCGACCCAAAACUGCUACUACAACAUUUGGAAGCACAGAGGGUACCUGAGCACAGCCAGGACAGAGGGAGGCCUUCAUCCUUACUCGCAGAAAGCAGCAAGGACUCAAGUGAUGAGACGUAUGUGGAUUUUGUUUCGAGGUGGUCAGACACAAAACCACAAGGACAGGUGUCAGACUCCAAAAGUAGUGAGUUGUCACCACCUAGUGGGGCCUCAGCUGACCCCUAUGACACAUGUAGCCCCCACCUUGGGAUGACAAGAGCUCUUUUUUCAGCUUGUCCAAUCUGUGGUGGACUAAAGGGAACAGCAAUAUUACAGUCUGGAGUCUUACCAGCUAUACCAGCAGGUGGUACUUCUAUCAUGGCAGCUUCUGGGUCGUUAAAAGUACAUAGAGGGCACAGUCUACAAGCUGGUCCUAAAGGUGCUUAUGAGAUGCUAACACUUCCUGCAGAACCUGGAACUCCUACUAGCCCUGAGGAACCUGGAAAAUCUCUUGCCUUGUCUGCAUCAGAAGGGGCAGUAGGUUAUUCAGCUGAUAUCCCUGCAUCAGAUCGACCGCAUGGCGAGACAGCCACCUAUGUUAAUAUUCCUGUCACUCCUACUUCCAAAAAACAACUUCAUUACAUGGAACUGGAACUUCAAGAACCUAGCACGAGCAUAAGAGGGAGUGGAUCAUCCCGAUAUGCACAGAUUGACAUUGCAGCCACCGAGACAGCCCACAAAGUGGGAACGCAGCAUGCUCAGUGCCGGGAGGAACGCUUGCAGGAGCUAGAGCAGAAGAAGAAAGGGGCUCAGCAGUGACCCAUCUAGGAAAGAACUUUUUGCUCACCAUAAAUUGGUACUAAUUUAUCUUUGAAAAGAUUCACAUUUAUUGUGAAAAAUACUCAUACAAAAAGCUGCCAUUGCUUAUUGCUUUUAUGCCAGAUUCAUUCCAAUGUCUUGAUUCCUAAUUGGAAAACUGGUAGCAUGAGGGGGGUGUGUGGUCUUUCUUUUUAUUUUAAUUUGGUUGCAAAGUCCACAUAUUUUUUUCAUAUGCAAUGACAGAUGUAAGUUACCUUUUUCUAUAAUUCUAAAGCUCUGGAAGAACCUGGAACUAAAUCCAGUGUUUAUUAAAUGGUGGCAUUUUUCUCUAAAAAUAAAGAACUUGUAUGUGUGUAGAUAAGGGAACGUGAGUGUCUGUGUGUGGUAUGUGUACACAUAUGUUUGCAUGUGUGCUUAUGUAUGCUUGUAUCCAAGCACACAUUACUGAUAAAAUAUAUGUAUAUAUCUGAGUGUAUAAAAUACGUAAAACCUCUAUUAAUAUAUUAAUGGACUCUUACAAAAGCAAGAAAAUUCAGUGCCUGAUUUUUGCAGGCACAGUUUUGUUCAAUUUAUAUGCUUAUUUAUGGACAUGCUUAACUUUACAUAUGGGCAAUUCAGUUUUAUACCUCACCAAGAGUUCUGUAGCUAUGGCUAAAGUUGCUCAGAUUUAAAAGCAGCAGUGUCAGGGAUGCAUAAGUGUAUGAAUAUAGACAAGAGCGCACACAAAAAAGUUAUUUAAUUACGCCUAUAAACCAAAGUAAUGUGAAGGGACAUUUUAGGUGCUUCUGUUCUUAAAACCAGUUUUAGACACCAUAAGCUUUGAUUUCAUAGUUGCUGAGUAUCUGUAAUUCUUAGCAGUUUUCCUGGAGCUGAACAUACAUACCACUGAAAAUCAAGUCUCACAUUUCUCAGAAUAUCUUAAAAUCAGGCUACCCGAAAGAAACAUUAACUUUUGAAAAUUGAGUCCUUUAUUUGUAUCUCCAAAACUAUGCCAAAUGUAAAUAAACCAGCAUCAAAAUCAUAUAAUCCACUGUGAAGAUAAAACUUUUAUUGAAUAAUUAUCCGCUGUCUCUAGAUAACAUAAAACCAGUUCUCUGUAAGAGCAUGAUGUCUUCAGAGAUGCUACAGAAUGGAGGCACAACAGGAUGUUAUGUUGUAAUACAGGUUUAUCCACAAGUAUUUGACAUCUUGCUUUUGUACAGUGAGAUUGUCAUUCAAAACUUGACUUAGUUUCUUGUGUUGCAUUGUCUAUCUAAUUCUUGUGUCUCAUGUAUCUGUCCUGAUAAAAAAUGUUAUUUAAAUAAAAUGUUACAGCAGUGAAACUACACUAACAAAGCAGUGUACUUAAGAAAACCCCCAAAAUUUUGGCCUGCAAUAAUAUAUCAGCUUUAGCUUCCGGAAGUUAUCAGGACUGAUAUCUUGGGUAUUAUGUUUUUUUGAUUGUGUCCUCUUAAAAUACAAUAUCUCAGCCCAAUUCGCUUUUUCAGAAAACACAUUAUAAUCCAUGUUGGUGAGUGAACGUUUUCUGCUAGUGAGGGUUUCGCUAAGUGAUUAAAAGAAGAGAUAGGUGUUUGGUUUUGAGGCAGAAUUUAGCCUAUAAUUUUAUCUGAAUGUAGCCUCAAUAGUAAUGUAAAUCAAAUAAGAAAAAAGUAUUUGAGAGUUGACAGCUGCCUCUGUCAUCUGUCAUGUGCUAAGAUGUACUUUUCUGUUUAUCAGCCCAGCAUAUUCGAAAGGGAAAAUAAAUAUCUCUUAUGUGCUUCCCAAUUUAAAUUUUUAAAAAUUUAUUUGGCAAAUGGACAGUGGAAAACUGCUUUCUAAACACAUAUUCAGUACAACUGGAAAGGCCUGUACCUGUAGCUCCCUGUGAUCAUGUUUACCUAAUUGAACUGCUUUUCAACUAAGGAUCCUCCACUGGAGGGCUUGCAGGGUUAAAUCUCUUGCUAUGUGCCUGUUUAUAUUUAAUAUUUAAAAUGAACAUUGGUUGCCUGAUGCACUGAAAUGCAAUGUUUUCAUGAAGCUGCAAUAUUUCUAGCAUAAAAAUCUAUUUACUGGGAAAACAUAUUAUGGAGUUUCUCUACAAAUCCUGCCUUUCUGUACAUUGCUUAAAAUUGCUUGCAUUGAAUCCUGGACUUGUAGCAUUUGGGUAAAGCUUUAACAUGGUAAUAAAGGACAUCAGAUUGCUGCUGGACUUACAGGAGGAGUCACAAUUUUAAAAAUAUGUUUCUCAGGUUGAACGGGGCUGUGAAUCUCUACAUGCACAUAUUUGUGUAUGUCAUAGCAACUUUAGGUAGGAUUAGCAAGAUGGCUGGAUAUAAAUUUAUACUUACAGCCUUUGUUAAUGUUAACAUAAUUAUCCCAUAAGGCUUUCCACAAAUGAAGUAAGUAACUUUCUAGAUUUCUGUUUCUCCUUUUGUACUUAGCUUGAAUAAGGCAAAUAGAACAGAUGACUUUGGCUUAUUUUUGAAAUUCACUUCAUAUUCUUAUGCACUGUUUAGGAGGCUGAAGCAGGAGGCCAAACCUUGCUGUUGCAUCUGUUAAAAACUGG
Molecule: messenger RNA, 4640 nt
Organism: Athene cunicularia (burrowing owl)
Lineage: Eukaryota; Metazoa; Chordata; Aves; Strigiformes; Strigidae
Gene: DOK7
Product: docking protein 7
Exons: 12
Coding region: 161-2095 (644 amino acids)
Biological process (GO): neuromuscular junction development; positive regulation of protein tyrosine kinase activity
Molecular function (GO): protein kinase binding
Source: RefSeq, a predicted model, not a curated record